Daphnia magna is the source of this 864-nucleotide messenger RNA. Its product is annotated as cuticle protein 7-like. Bases 148 to 777 code for a protein of 209 amino acids. The transcript has 2 exons. NCBI's taxonomy places the organism in Eukaryota, Metazoa, Arthropoda, Branchiopoda, Diplostraca, Daphniidae. Gene Ontology annotation, cellular component: chitin-based extracellular matrix. Gene Ontology annotation, molecular function: structural constituent of chitin-based larval cuticle. The record is from RefSeq and is a predicted model, not a curated record.
CCGUCGUGACGGCAGCCUGCAGGAACCGACGAAGGUUGAAUUUCAGCCGAGCAUAUAUAAAGCCGUUGCGGAGAACAAGAUAGUAUUACACCUCUCGUUUUGGAGGCAAGUGCGAUUUUAGCAAUCGAAGCGUGGGGCAUUAUCAGCAUGAAGUUCUGUGUUGCCGCUGUUCUCUUAGUGACAUGUAUGACAAUCACGGCAUCGGACAUCGUUUCGCCCUGGAAUGCCGGAUGGAGCGCUGUGAUAGUAGCGGGUCACGAUGGCCCGUACGAUGAUUUCAACGACCAGCUCAACGAUUACGAAAACUUCCCUAGCAUUGAUGAUCCGGAAAUGUUUUCGACUCAGUACAUCGCUCAAGACGAACUCGGCCAGACUAGUUUCGGUUACGCUCACACUGGUCAGGCAGCCACUAAUUAUCGCGAUGCUUGGGGUAAUCAGGUGGGCAAUUGGGCCUUCAUCACUCCCGAAGGCCAGCAAAUUAUCGUCGCUUACAUCGCCGACGACCAGGGCUUCCGCGCAUUCUCUGAAAAUCUACCAGUGGCGCCAUCUUUCAUUAACGAAGCUCCGACGGAUACAAUCGAAGUGGCCGCUGCUCGGGCCGAACAUUUGGCUGCUUACCACCUUGUCAAAAAUCGACCUGUUGCUGUAAUUCCAGCGGAAGUUCCCAACGUGGGCUUUAUCCAGUCUGUGACGGAUACCCCGGAAGUAAUGCUAGCCAAAACCGAAUUCAUGAAAGUUUUCAACGCGAUCAAGAACAGUCGAGCCGUACAAAAAUAAAAAGCCAAUGUAUAUGGUUGUCACAGCGUCCGUGCAUAAUUCCUAUAUCUUAUUUGCAGUGAAAAUAGAAAGAUUUUGUUUGAAAAA